AUGUUGUUCACAGUGCCAAGCAAGCGGCCAGAUGUUCAUGGAGUAUGUCAAAGCCUGAAAUACCGCACCCUCUUCCCCCGCCCCCACCAAACAUUUUGGCUGAGAAUUCUUCUCGGUAAACCAUUGAUAUUAAAUUUUCCUCGUUCCUUUUUCUUUUCUUUUUAUUUUUUUUUCUUUUUCUUUUCUUUCUUCAUUUUUCUUUCUUUCUUUCUUUUUUUCUCUGUUCAUAUUUAUCUCACUGUUCCUCAUUCUCUUGUCGCAUUUUUCUUUUCUUUUCUUUUUCUUUCUUUCUUUUCUUUCUUUCUUUCUUUCUUUCUCCGUUCAUAUUUAUCUCACUCGUUCCUCAUUCUCUUGUCGCAAUUUUUCUUUUCUUUUCUUUUCUUUUCUUUUUUCUUUUUUUCUUUUUUCUUUCUUUUUUUUUCUUUCUUUCUUUCUUUCUUUCUUUCUUUUCUCCGUUCAUAUUUAUCUCACUCGUUCUUCAUUCUCUUGUCGCAUUUUUCUUUUCUUUUCUUUUUCUUUUCUUUCUUUCUUUCUCCGUUCAUAUUUAUCUCACUCGUUCCUCAUUCUCUUGUCGCAUUUUUCUUUUCUUUUCUUUUCUUUUCUUUUCUUUUUCUUUCUUUCUUUCUUUCUUUCUUUCUUUCUUUCUUUCUCCGUUCAUAUUUAUCUCACUCGUUCCUCAUUCUCUUGUCGCAUUUUUUUUUUUUUUUCUUUUUUUCUUUUUUCUUUCUUUCUUUCUUUUUCUCUGUUCAUAUUUAUCUCACUUGUUCCUCAUUCACUUGUCGCAUUUUUCUUUUCUUUUCUUUUUCUUUCUUCCUCUCUUUCUUUCUUUCUAAAUUUCUAUCUUUCCCUUUUUACUCACCCGUUUCUUAUUCUCUUGUCACACCAAUCUUUUCUUUCUUCUUUUUCUUUCUUUCUUUCUUUCUUUCUUCCUUUCUUUCUUUCUUUCUUUUUUUCUCCGUUCAUAUUUAUCUCACUCGUUCCUCAUUCUCUUGUCGCAUUUUUCUUUUCUUUUCUUUUCUUUUCUUUUCUUUUUCUUUUCUUUUCUUUCUUUUCUUUCUUUCUUUCUUUCUUUCUUUCUUUCUCCGUUCAUAUUUAUCUCACUCGUUCCUCAUUCUCUUGUCGCAUUUUUCUUUUCUUUUCUUUUUCUUUCUUUCUUUUUUUCUUUCUUUCUUUCUUUCUUUCUUUCUUUCUCCGUUCAUAUUUAUCUCACUUCCUUCUCAUUCUCUUUGUCGCAUUUUUUUUCUUUUCUUUCUUUUUUUUUUUCUUUCUUUUUCUUUUUUUUUCUUUUCUUUUUUUUUCUUUCUUUCUUUUUCUUUCUUUCUCCGUUCAUAUUUAUCUUUCUGUUCCUCAUUCUUGUCGCAUUUUUCUUUUCUUUCUUUUCUCGUUUCUUUUUUUCUUCUUUCUUUUCUCUUUUCAUAUUUAUCUCACUCUGUUCUUCAUUCUCUGUCGUAUUUUUCUUUUUCUUUUCUUUUCUUUCUUUUCUUUUCUUUCUUUCUUCUUCUUUCUUUUUCUUUUUCUUCUUUUUCUUUCUUCUUUUUUUUUUCUUUUUCUUUCUCCGUUCAUAUUAUUCACUUGUUUUCAUUCUCUUUCGCAUUUUUUUUCUUUUCUUUUCUUUCUUUCUUUCUUUCUUUCUUUCUCUGUUCAUAUUUAUUCUCACUCGUUCCUUUGUCGCAUUUUUUUCUUCUCUUUUCUUUUUUUUUCUUUUUUUUUUUUUCUUUUCUUUCUUUCUUUUUCUUUCUUCUCCGUUCAUAUUUAUCGUUUCAUUCUCUUGUCGCAUUUUUCUUUUCUUUUUUUUCUUUUCUUUUUCUUUUUUUUCUUUUCUUUUAUUUUCUUUUUUCUCCGUUCAUAUUUAUCUUUUCUUCAGCCCCUUCUUUCGCAUUUUUUCUUUUCUUUUUCUUUUCUUUUUUUUUUUCUUUUUUCUUUCUUCUUUCUUUUCUUUCUUUCCUUUCUUUUCUUUCUCCGUUCAUAUUUUAUCUUUUCCCUCAUUCUCUUGUCUUUUUCUUUUCUUUUCUUUCUUUUUUUUAUUUUCUUUCUUUCUUUUUUCUUUCUUCUUUCUUUCUUUCAUUUCUUCUCCGCAUUUUAUCUUUUCUUUCUUUUCUUUUCCACCAACCAUUAGUCUAUGAAGUCAGCUACAAUCUGAAGAAGAAUCAAAGGAAGAACUUAAUCUAUCGAGGGCUGAACACAUUGAAUGCCACUCUGAAAUUUAUGCUUCCAGCUGGAAAUGCUGAAAAUGGAGACAAAGUGUUCGUCUACAUUGCUGUGAUGGAUAACUUAGGUGCACGUACAUCUGUGUGUUAUAUUCGGUAA
Messenger RNA from Acanthosepion pharaonis, 2307 nucleotides. The record is from the annotation of a GenBank genome assembly. Lineage: Eukaryota; Metazoa; Mollusca; Cephalopoda; Sepiida; Sepiidae.